This is a messenger RNA of Caenorhabditis elegans, 828 nucleotides long. It is a transcript of the gene sod-4, whose product is annotated as Superoxide dismutase [Cu-Zn]. Gene Ontology annotation, molecular function: copper ion binding; metal ion binding; superoxide dismutase activity. Lineage: Eukaryota; Metazoa; Nematoda; Chromadorea; Rhabditida; Rhabditidae. The transcript is spliced from 6 exons. Gene Ontology annotation, biological process: superoxide metabolic process; removal of superoxide radicals. The record is from RefSeq and is marked reviewed. Bases 6 to 671 code for a protein of 221 amino acids. Gene Ontology annotation, cellular component: membrane; extracellular region.
AAAAAAUGAAAACUCGUGUUGUUUUAAUUCUGGCUCUCUCCGUUUGCAUUGAAGCCGCUUCCGAAGUGAUUCGUGCACGUGCCUACAUUUUCAAAGCUGAAGCUGGAAAAAUUCCAACUGAAUUGAUUGGAACUAUUGAUUUUGAUCAAUCUGGAAGUUUUCUGAAGCUUAACGGAUCGGUUUCCGGAUUAGCAGCUGGAAAACAUGGAUUCCAUAUUCAUGAAAAAGGAGAUACUGGAAAUGGUUGUCUAAGUGCUGGUGGACAUUAUAAUCCUCAUAAGCUGAGCCAUGGUGCACCAGAUGACUCGAACAGACAUAUUGGAGAUUUGGGAAAUAUUGAGUCACCGGCUUCCGGAGACACAUUAAUUUCAGUUUCCGACUCUCUUGCCUCAUUAAGUGGACAAUAUUCAAUCAUUGGCCGAAGUGUGGUUAUUCAUGAAAAAACUGAUGACUUGGGACGCGGUACUUCAGACCAAUCAAAAACAACUGGAAAUGCUGGAAGCCGACUUGCAUGUGGAACUAUCGGAAUUGUGGAAGAACGUAUUUUGGAAACAACGACAGCAUCCCUUCCUCCAGUUACACAAUCUCAACCAAUUGGAUCUUCUUCUUAUUAUUAUUCUACAUUUUAUCUUCCAAUUAUUUUAUAUUUCUUGCUAUCUCGUAUUCUUUAAUUCGUCCUAUUGUUUCAUGCUUUCUUUGCUCCCUCCUUCUAGUCCUAAAUGCCCUCGCUCCUCACGAAAACUGGUCUCAAAUUGUAAUCGAAAACUCUGCGACUAACGAAAACGAACUCACAGGUACCAUUAUUUGUUUGAUAAAUGAAUUCAUGUC